This is a messenger RNA of Theileria equi strain WA, 1056 nucleotides long. RefSeq names its product Dcp1-like decapping family domain-containing protein. NCBI's taxonomy places the organism in Eukaryota, Apicomplexa, Aconoidasida, Piroplasmida, Theileriidae. The record is from RefSeq and is a predicted model, not a curated record. Gene Ontology annotation, molecular function: mRNA binding; enzyme activator activity. Gene Ontology annotation, biological process: deadenylation-independent decapping of nuclear-transcribed mRNA; positive regulation of catalytic activity; deadenylation-dependent decapping of nuclear-transcribed mRNA. Gene Ontology annotation, cellular component: P-body. The transcript is spliced from 6 exons. Bases 62 to 1021 code for a protein of 319 amino acids.
GUGCUCAUAUCUCUAACAAUGCACUUGACAAUCCCUUAUUCAUAGAUAAUUUUUGGCUAUAAUGCUACAAUUUAAGACAGAUGGCCAAACUCCUGAUGUUUCUUGCUCUUCGAUCGAUGAGGUUAAAAAUAUAAGAGACAAAUUAAGUUUAAAGGUUUUGAGAACAUUAGAUCAAGACAUUCAAUCUAUAAUUCACAAAACCCCCUUCGUUACGCUUUAUGAAAUGAGCAAUGAACGAUGGACCAGGGCUGGAAUAGAAGGAUUUCUCUACAUUGUUAUGAGAUCCAUUAACCCUAUCUACAGUUUUGUAAUAAUAAAUAAAAAAUCAGAAACGCAUUUAAUCGAACACAUCACUCCCGAAUUCCAAAUGAAUCAUAAUGGGAAUUUUAUUUUUUAUUCAACUGAAAGAAUUAAGGCAGUUUCUCAAAAUAAACUUAAUGGGCUCUGGUUUUUUGAUGAAAAUGAAUGUAAAAAUACAUACGAAAAAAUUUUGAAUAUAACAACAAACUCCGCACCAUUACAUUAUUCUCUGGGUUCCCCUUUAUUAGAUUUGUGUGAUAAUUUGGAUCCAAAAGAUGGCGGAAGUAAUUUUGCUAAUCUCACAAAGAGUACCCAUAGGCAAAAGAUUUUGGAAUCCACGGAAAAAAAUCAUGAAUCCACAAAGUUUAACAUAUUUUCAAGAAUAAUGCCUAAUGCAAACAUUAACGAUACAAGGAAUAUAAAUGUAGCUAACAAGCAGAAUGAAUAUUCUGAAGACGCAAAAACUAACAAGGAAGGUCAGCGUCUCAUUAAUAUGUUGUAUUCAUAUGGAAAGACGGAACAAUUUGAUGUAUCCUCAACACAAAAACUCGAAAUACCUACUAGUAGCAAAAAGAGUACUCCUAAAGCAGAUUCAAAUAUGACUGUCAGCUACAACGAUCUUAAGUCUGCUAUAGGGGAUGUUAUAAAUAGCGAUGAGUUCGCAUCUCUUGUUUGGGAAAGAUUACAGACUAUUUCGUUCAACGCAGAAUCAUACAGUUGAUAUCUUCAUAAAGUUACACGCCACAUAUUAAUAUC